CAAACACAGGACACCCAGUGGAUCACACACACACUUUAACACACACACACACACACACACACACACACACACUUGUGUGGAGUAUCGGAUUGGACGGACGGCACCUGUCCGACUCUCUCUCUCUCUCUCUGCUCAGAGAUCUGACCGGUCGUCCCUAUGUGUGGAUGGGACCAGAGCUACACGGCGACCUCUCAUAGCUCGGCCAUGUUGACCAGUGAGGGGGCGCACGCCAUGGAGCAGGACGACACGCACCACGGAGCCAAGAUGGCCUCCGCCGCCACCACCAGCACCAGAGCUGAGACGACAGCGGCGAACACGGACAUGGAUGUGGAGAUGGAGGAGGCGGAUAUGACCCGGUGGACGGAGGCGGAGUUCGAGGAAAAGUGCACAUACAUGGUCAAAGACACAGCGUGGGAGGCGGGGCCUGACGCCGUGACGACAACCAGAGCCGAGGCCUCACUACCCAGAAACCUGGUCUUCAAACACCCGGCCGACAGCAAGGAGGUGGUCGGCGUGUGCAGCAGGGAGUACAUCCCCAAAGGAACCCGCUUCGGCCCCCUGGUGGGCGAGAUCUACACGGCCGACAGCGUUCCCAAGGACGCCAAUCGCAAGUACUUCUGGCGGAUCUACAAGGGCCAGGAGUUCCACCACUUCGUCGACGGUCUGGAUGAGACUCGCUCCAACUGGAUGCGCUACGUGAACCCGGCCCACUCUGCGGCCGAGCAGAACAUCGCGGCGUGCCAGAACGGCAUGGAGAUCUACUUCUACACGGUGAAGCCCGUACCCGCCGGCGCCGAGCUGCUCGUCUGGUACUGCCACGACUUCGCCCGACGUCUCCACUACCCGCCCUCCGGAGAGCUGAUGAUGCAGAAACUAAAACAGUCUCUCCUGGAGGUGAAGCAGCAGCAGGUGAGCAGUGAUGAGCGUUCGAUGGAGGCCUGCAGCCCCUCUCCCUCCACCGUCGCCAUGACCCCCACCCCCAACCCGCCCAAGAGGGAACACAGCGUCCUCUCCAUCCUUCGCGGCACCACCUCCUCUUCAUUGCCGGUAAAAAUGGAGCCCAGCCGGCCGCUCCCCACCCGCCCGCACUGCGCCGACAGCCCCGAGCGCCCGCUCUACCCCCGCCCCCUCUACCCGAGUCUCAGGCCACAGCAUCACACCCCUGAGGACUUCCUUGUUCACAAACCUGGCCAGCUCGGUUACCCCGCCACCCGUUCCCCUGGCAACCAGUCCUCGGCCACGCCCAGCCCGUCGGCGAGGAGCAGCCCGGACAGCAGCCCUCAGGGGAGCCCCUCGGGUCCGGCUUCCUUCUACCCCUCCUACCCCGGUUACUCCCCGCCCCCUACCCCGCUCUCCUCAUCCUUCUACCCUCCAGGCGCCCCUUACUCUCGCUACCUCCUCCCCCAUCACUACCCUCUCCCUGGCGGUCCCGCGGUAUCAGGAAUCUUCCCCAGGAUGUACCCCUUCUACAGCAGCCUCAUUCCUCCUCACGUGCCCCUCCUGCCCUCCGACUCAUCCGGGAGGCGCUUCCUGAUGCCCGACCACGUCCACCCGGCCUCCAUCUCUGCGCACAGGGAUUUCCUCCUCCCCCGGCCCACCAGUGCCUUCCAGGCGGCCACCUCUCUGAAGGACAAAGCGGCGCCUCACCACCUUUACCAGGGGCACCACCACCCACACAGACCCACCCACGCCCCCUCCAGCGGCUCACCGACAGCGGGUACAGCGCCUCCCAACGAGCGUUUGCCCACCAAGCCUACCUCCGCCCUGCUGGGAAACGGCAGCGACCAUUGCUCCGACGAUGAGGCCAUCAACCUGAGCAAGGUGAAGCGAGGCCCGGGCUCGGCGGGCUACAAGGCGCUGCCGUACCCGCUGAAGAAACAGAACGGCAAGAUCAAGUACGAGUGCAACGUGUGCAGCAAGACCUUCGGACAGCUGUCGAACCUGAAGGUUCAUCUUCGAGUCCACAGUGGAGAGAGACCCUUCAAAUGUCAGACCUGUAACAAAGGCUUCACCCAGCUGGCUCACCUGCAGAAACACUUCCUGGUCCACACCGGGGAGAAGCCGCACGAAUGCCAGGUUUGUCACAAGCGCUUCAGCAGCACCAGCAACCUGAAGACUCACCUGCGCCUCCACUCGGGGGAGAAACCCUACCACUGCAAGCUCUGCCCCGCCAAGUUCACCCAGUUCGUCCACCUCAAGCUGCACAAGCGGCUGCACUCCCGCGAGCGCCCGCACAAAUGCCCCCACUGCCACCGCCACUACAUCCACCUGUGCAGCCUGCGGCUCCACCUGAAGGGCUACUGCCCGACCGCCACCGGCCAGGCCGCCACGGAGGAGGUGCAGCGCGCCAACGAGGAGAUCGAGCGCUUCGACGUCAGCGAGCACGCCGAGCAGCUGGAGCAGCUGCAGGGAGGGGCGGAGGUGGAGGCCGUGUUGGAGAAGCAGGUCCUGGGGAUGCUGUGGAGGGAGCCCGACCUCAAGUCCCACCACUUCCACCCCCACCACAAGGGCGGCGCCACUGACCUUCUGUCGGUGGGUUACGGCGCGUACGAGUCCCCGAAUGAGACGUCGGUCAUCAAGAUGCGGCGAAGCGGCACCAUCAUGUCGCUUCCCGCCAACGUCACCGUCAAGCAGGAGUCGGAGGAUCACGCAUAAGUGACCUUUUGAACCCGAGAGACAAAGAGUCAAGACUGACACGACUCGAGGCGGACUUGGUUGCCAGGAGCAACGGCUGUAAAUACAUAAUUCUCUACCUGGUUGUCAUCAGGAGUGACGUCACGAUCACACCAGGUUUUUCAACCUAUCAGGGACUCGCGUACUCAGGGCUCAAGAGACACUGUCCCAUGACUACUUAGCGGUUUAUUAUCCUUAGAGACAAUCAUCUACCCAGACCUUUGAUGUAAUUAAUAUAAUGCUAUUAUCAUUAUUGUUGUUGUAUUAUUUGGUCGCUAUUUUUCAAAUGUCUUUGAUUUUUUUUGAUUUUUUUGAUCAAUUAGUUGUUAUAUAACCUCCUUAAUUUAUUACACUUUUUAUUUGUUGUCUUCAAAAGCAAUAAGUGGAAGGGAUGGUUACACUGACGGGGUGAAAUCAAUGUAUUUUUCUGUCAAUGUUAUUUAGUUUUUUUCUCUGUGGCCAUUUCUCUGUAGAUAGUCACUCUCUCUACGCCUGUAUCCGUCCGUCCUGCGACCUCUGACCUAUAGAACCAGGGGUGUCCACUCUUCAGGGUUUUUUUUUCUAUUUAAAUUAAGAAACCAAACAUAGCAGGUUAAAAAAAAAAAAAAAAAGGGUUGAAAAACUUGCCAAAGUGCGGCACAUACUUUUUUUUUAUUUAGCAAGAAGAGCUUUAUUUCAACCGUGCUUGACAGCUUCCCUAACGUAUGGCUGUGUCCUUUUUCUCUGAUGCCUAACUUAAUUUAAUUUGAAACAAAAAAGGGCAUUUUUUUUUUUUCUGUGUAUAUUUUUCACAACGGUUACCUCAGUGUGCAUGUGACGAUAUGAGUGCGUUUGUUUGUAUGUUUGUGUGUUUAAAGGGACAGCUAAAGGUGGGAGCUUUUUUUAUUUAUUUGCGAUUUUGCUACUUGAAGAAGAAGAAAAAGAAGAAGAAACCAAAACUGAACUGGAGUGCAGCUCCUCAUGUGGUCCAAAAUGAGCGGCACAUCCCGCUCAAACAUGUAGCACAUAUACUGGACUCGGGAGUCUGGCUAGCCCCCCCCCCCCACUCGUUUUUAUUUUUCUACAACACUGUCAACGCCCAACGGGGAGGUGAACAUCCUCCCAUUUAGGGAUUCACACUUGACGCUAGUAACCAAAGUUCACUCGGCUUUAAUUCACACACCAAAAAAAAACAAAAAACAAAGAAAGAAAGAAAGGAAAAUGAAAACGAUAAGGGAAGGACUUGAGGAAUCAAAAUGCUGAAGAAGGGAAGAUGUAUUGCGUGUGUAUAUGAUGAAGUGUUCACUCUUUCGCUGUGGUCUUUUUUUUUUUAUGUUUUGUUGAUAUUUGUUGAUAUUUUUCGGUUGAGAAGCAAUGGCCCCUUCUUCAACCCCACCCGUCCGCCAUCUUGUUGAACUGGCAUACACCAAAGCACCUCGGCCUUCUUUUUAUGCACUGGCCCCCCCCCCCCACCCAAUCCUCCUCCUACUUUAUAACUUCAGUACCAAUGCUUGCACCAUUUACACUGUGUACAAUAUCAUUGAAACCGGUCAUCAUGGCAUUAAGACUCAACUUAAUGUAACUAAAGCAGCUGUGAUCUUUUCCUUGUAGCAGUUGUCACAUCAGCAGCCUGAAUCUGUAGCUCUCUCCUCGGUUUCAUCGUCUUUCUUUCUCUCUAACUAAUGUUCGACCAAAGCGUCUCUUUCUCCGAUCAGAGCUUUAACUCCAGAGGAGAAUCCCCCUAAAGGACUGUCUCUGUUUACAUUCUGGUUUACAUAGUUAUUUAUGUGCA
This is a messenger RNA of Anoplopoma fimbria (sablefish), 4444 nucleotides long. RefSeq names its product PR domain containing 1a, with ZNF domain (gene prdm1a). The record is from RefSeq and is a predicted model, not a curated record. Gene Ontology annotation, molecular function: RNA polymerase II cis-regulatory region sequence-specific DNA binding; DNA-binding transcription repressor activity, RNA polymerase II-specific; histone deacetylase binding. Gene Ontology annotation, cellular component: cytoplasm; nucleus. NCBI's taxonomy places the organism in Eukaryota, Metazoa, Chordata, Actinopteri, Perciformes, Anoplopomatidae. The transcript is spliced from 7 exons. Gene Ontology annotation, biological process: regulation of transcription by RNA polymerase II; cell fate commitment. The coding region runs from base 157 to 2655 and encodes 832 amino acids.